GUCAAGAGGGGUUGAGGGGGUUUGGAUUUAGUGAUUUUGUGGAUUUUUUCAGGCUGUUGCUUUCCUAAUGUAAUAUUGAAUUAAACGACUUGACUUCUUUACAUUCCAAGUGUGAUUUUGUCUCUGAAGGAUUCAACAAACAAUCUAUAUUUUUCGAAAUGGUAAAUACAACCUUAAGUUUUCAACACUUCCUACAUAAUACCUCCCUUACGCACCAUUUUAGUGGCACAUACGUUAUUGAUUUUUAUUACUUCGUGUACUUUUUAUUAAUUGUGACCUUGGAAUUUCAGAUGCAAUUCAUGCUAUUAUUUAGCCGUCAAGGCAAGCUUAGGCUACAGAAAUGGUAUGUGGCUCAUCCAGACAAGUUGAAGAAGAAGAUAACUCGUGAAUUGAUCACUACAGUGCUAGCACGCAAACCUAAAAUGUGCUCUUUUUUGGAGUGGAAAGACGUGAAAGUAGUUUACAAGAGAUAUGCAUCACUGUACUUCUGUUGUGCCAUGGAGCAAGAGGACAAUGAACUUCUUACAUUGGAACUCAUUCACCGCUAUGUGGAACUGUUGGACAAGUACUUUGGAAGUGUAUGUGAGCUGGAUAUUAUCUUCAACUUUGAGAAAGCAUACUUCAUCCUUGACGAGUUGGUGCUUGGUGGUGAGCUACAGGAGACAAGCAAGAAGAAUGUUCUCAAAGCCAUCGCUGCCCAGGACCUACUCCAAGAGGAGGAGACGCCGCAGGGAUUCUUCGAGGACCACGGCCUCGGGUAAACAUUCUCAAAGGAUGCUGCCGUUUGAAAAGUUUGGGGGCCUGCUAUAAUAUCAUAAGUUAGUUUACAAUUCAUAUACAUAUAUUUAUAUAUAUAUACAAAAGUGGUGGAAGCGUUGACACGUGGUGCCGAAACUAUAGGCAUAGGGAAGGGGAUGUGCAAGGGUAGGCAUAGGACCUAGAAAAAGUUUUUAUGUCGUUUGUUACUGAAUGAGAUAAAAAAAUAUUUUCUAGUCAGGUCAAUGAACUAUUACAAAAUAUGUCUACAAACUUGGGGGCAAUAGAAAAUCUAUAUUUUUUUAAAUACCAAAUAUUUAUUGUUCCUCAAAGUUUUCUAUGAAUUAGUGAAAAUCAAAUAUUAUAUGUCUUGUUUACUUCAAUAUGGCAGGCAGCUCAUGAUUUUCAUACGGCAUCUUGGCAACUGCACAAGCGGUAUUAUAUAAUCUAUAUGUUUUAAUUAUAUGUGAGGCGUAUAUUAUUUUAAUAUUAGGACAUGAACCAGAUUUAAUGUAUAAUAAAUGUUAGAUUUUAGUAGCUUAAAUGAACAAUAUCAGUAUUGUUUCCAUUUGCUUUACGUUCACUGGCAGCUUAUAAUAAUAAUACGUACUUAAUUUAUUUAUAAUCUCCACGUUAUGGCUGGUUUAUACAUGAUUAAGUAGAGAAGUAUUAGGUAUAUUUUUAACUUAAUUUAAUUAUUAAGUACUUGUUAACACAAGUAAUAAGCAGUAAGUUAAAAUUUAAAAGUUGAGAACGUCUCAAACUAUACUUAUACAUAAUUUCAACAGGCUUUCAUUUCUGAUUUUGGGUUUGCUAUUCAUCAGUUAAUACCAAUUUGAUAAAACCAGAACUUUUUGAUUUGUUAAACGUAAAAAAAAUAAUCUUAUUAUUAAGUUAUUGAGAAUUAUCAGUUUAGGUAUUUUUCUCAAUUCAGAAACCGGCUGUUAAUCACUUAAAAUUAAUUAAAAACUACCACUUAAUCACGUAUAAACUUGAUAUUAGUUCUAAUGUCAGAUGGCACAAGUCGAACACUGCGUAAACAAUUUUUUUUAAGUGAACUACUUGAACUGUAGUAGGUACAUAUUUUUAUUAAAUAUUUUAUAUUCGUUUUAUGAAUGAUUCACAAAAAGUGUAUAUUUACUUUGCAAUUUUGAACUGAUCUCUUUUUGUGUUGUUAACGCGUUUGUAUAACGUUGUGCCAAAUAUUAUGAUCCCAAUGGAUUUCAAUUAUUAUAUAAAUGCAUUUAAAAUAAAUAUAUUUAAAAUCAAUCAAUUUCGAAAAUUUUCCUAGUUCGUGUAAUCGUUGAUGUCCAAUAGAAAAAUAUUUUGUAAUGAAAUAUAUAUUUUUUGUGUUACUUUACGAAAGUUCAAUGUUUCUCGAUGUUCAAUGUUAAUAUUCCGUCUCUUCACUACUUAUUAACUCUGCUAAAAUAAAUUGUUAUAAAAUAUCUUUCAUAUCAGAUUCAUAUCUUUGAUCUGCAGGUAAAUAACUUCAAUUAAAUAAUACUAUUACCAUUUUCCCUAUUCUAUUCUUGUACUAGAGUAGUAUUAGGCCUAAAGGAAUUUAAAAAUUAAAUGUACACAUGGAUAUACCACCCAUUUUGGGUUUAAUAAAACUAUAAAAUAAAGUUACAAUUGUUUUAUUUCUGGUAAUAUAUUUAAAAAAAAUCCCUUACGUACUAAGUCUAUAUAUGGUUUAAUAUCAGCAUACAAAUCUAUAAAAAUCCAUCAAAAUAUAAGACUCGUCUCACAGUCUUCGAUUGCACAAUAUAAAUACGCAUCUUUAAUUCUAAGUCAUAACAGUAGAUACAACCAGUAUAUCUGCGGUAUGGCUUCACGAUUAUACAUUAAAAUAAAGAAAAUAUAAUUAAAUAAUUGACAUGAAUUAUUUUGAAUUUUCCGAUAUGUCAGAUUUGGCUUCAGGGGUUGAUUUCAAUAAGUUAGUGGUGGUUGGCGCCGUCGUUUGGUCGACGGGUUUUUGGACACCUAAUGAGGGGGGCGCAGGGUCUGCGUGGGCAGGGGUGGUGGGGGUAGUGGUGUUUUCUUCGCCCCUCCGCUGGUCGCUCGUCACUUUGGCGAGAUGGAGAGCUGCUAGCAACGCUGUCACAUAACGACGCACAUCCAACUCGACACCUAAACAAAUAAUUAUUGUAAUUAAAAUUAUUGGUUAUGUAAUUUUCAAGGGUGCGAUCGCUAACCCUCUAGCCCAUAGGAGAGGAUCUUAGGGAUAUUAUGUCGUUUUACUGCUAUGACA
Diatraea saccharalis (sugarcane borer) is the source of this 3010-nucleotide messenger RNA. The record is from the annotation of a GenBank genome assembly. Lineage: Eukaryota; Metazoa; Arthropoda; Insecta; Lepidoptera; Crambidae.